GAUUUGGAUGUGUAGUGAAGUAUCCACAGUCGAAGGAAAUUAUAUCUGGAUCAUGUUUGCAAUUGCCACUUCUGAAGAAAAAAAAAAAAAAAAGUGAUAUAAUGGAGCAAAACUUAUAAAAUAUUUUUUGAAGCCACCAACACAAAAUUAGUAAAGACAAGGUGUUGGAUUUCAUGCUGUAAAUAUGAUGCAGGGCAGUGUUAUUUAUAGCAGCUGCCCUGUAAACACAUUCUUGCACAUAUGCAGUGGAUAUUCACCCUGGUUACUUAGGAAAACAACUUGGUCUCUUUGCAAAGCAUAACAUACACAAAUCCUGUUUAUCGUAAUGAUGUGGAUAUUAUUACUAGGCUUUAGUAAUAACUCAGUUUUUUUUUGGUUUUUUUUUAACACGUUUAAGGUAAUUUGCUAGUGUAUAGUUUUUAAUGUUUAACUGACAUGAGCUGUUUUGGUUACUUUUCUCAGGCUGCUGGUGACAGACAGCCUCUCCUUGGUUGAAGCUAAGGUGUGGCUCGAAUAGUUUACUUAUUAUGGUGACAUUAUUUGUACUGCUCAGGUCAAAUCAAUCCAAUGUCACUUCUUUUAGCUUUUUGUGUUCUAAGUUUUAAUGUUGACAGUGGUUUGGCCACAACUUACGGCUGGGCUAAAGCAAUAAAACAAGAAGCAUAUUUGUCAUUGAAAGAGGAAAUGUUAAUUUAUCACACAUCCAUAACCUUACAUAUGAUUAAGGUGAUCAGAGUUCAUAACAAAUAUUGGUAAGUUUGAAUUUUCCUUUUCUUAAAAGUUUCAAAAGCUCUGUUUUGUGCUCAGAUGCUCACUAAUCCCGGUUUUUAGUACAAAGACGGGACACAAAAACAUACCAUACUGUUUCCAAUAUGGUAGGCUUCAACACUACUUAGAUCUAUCCUAUUAAACAAUGUUAACACAUUUUGGUACUUAUUUUGUCUGAAUCUUUAAAAAGCCUUUUCAAAAUACCUUUAUUUCAAAAAUUAAAACGCAAACAGCUUUUUUCUUUUUAACAAUCACGUGACGCUCAUUAUGCUGUGGGUGGUGCAGCUCUGCGGGCUUGUUUCUUCAAAAACGAAACUUGAAACUGAUCGAGGAUACCGUGUGCAGCAUAGCAGGAAACGACACAUAACAUAUCGGGCUUGAAACACAGGCGGCACUUUUCUUUGUAUGCCUGCAGGGACUGUUUUCCGUCGGUAUUUCUCCAAGAUAAAAGGUGAUAAGUAAAACGCAGUGCUAAUAAUGUGACAAAAGGAGGAAGAAAAUCAUGGCUAAAAUACCUCAACAGUUACCAAGUGCUUCUGGGUGGACUGAAUCUGAAGUAAGCACCUGGCUAAGAUCAAUUCGAAUAAAGGAACAUUACAUAGAAAAACUCUAUGAAGAAGAAGUAGAUGGACAAAUCCUACUUGCACUGGAUGAGGACUUUCUAAAAACAAAAAUCUGCAUGAAGUCAGGGCCUGCUCAUUUGAUUAUUCAGAAAAGAGAUGAGCUUAUCAACUCCCAGCAAAAAUGUCAAGAAAAGAAAAAAAAAACAAAACUACUGGUUCCAAAAGAACUGAGUUUGAGGAAAAGAAAAGUAAGAAAUCAGUUCAGUGUCUUCAAACAGUAAGUGAUGGUUCUCCAGCACAAACUACACUGAGCGAUCAGGAGAAAGAAACUGCUCAGGAACAAUGUGUGUUGAUUUCAAAGGAAGACUGCAAACCACGGCCAUUCGAUCAAGAAGGGACUAAUUUCUUAUAUGUAAAACACAGCAUCCUGCAGCCUGAAUCAGGUGCUUUUAAUCUGAUAUCGCCAUGCCACGAAUUUAAGUCUUUUGCUGUAGCUGCUACAUUGGAUCGCACAAGACUCCAAGCUAAGUUUGCCAAAGAGGUUCUUAAAUUUGCAGCUGGUUGUAUGAAUAUCAGAUCAAAUGGCACAAUACACUUUGGUGUGAUGGACAGCAAGGAGGAUGGAGGAUAUGUGCACGGUGAGAUAACUGGUAUCCCUGUAACAGACAAAGAUAUUUAUGUCGAUGCUUUGGACUACAUUGAAAGGAGUUUCUCCUCUGACAAAGAGCACAUACGCCAGUGUGUGCGACCGCCAAGGUUCAUUGAGGUUAUAGAUCGACAAAGUACAGAAAAGCGAUAUGUGGUAGAGGUUGACAUUGUGCCAUUAAUAAGUAUUGUCAAGAACAAAGUGUAUGCAGUCCGUCUGCCAAACUUCAAAGAAUCAACAAACAAAGUAGAGUUUGAGAAAGAGAUGAUUUUGCGAAGAGUGGGUUCAAAAACGGAGCCAGUGAGUGACAAGGACCUAAGUGACUUUUACCAAAGAGUCAAAGAUCGUGAUGCUCAAAGAGAAGAAGCAGAAAAAAAUCAUUUCCUUAUUGCUCCAGAAGUGUGUCAAGACCUUGGAAGAAAACUCACCAUGCUGAUGACCAGUGGUAAGAAAUUCAUUGAAAAGGAAAAAUGGUUCAUACUCGUAACAAACAAAUUCAAACCUGAUGACCUUUGUAACAUUGACUGGCUGAUUAACAUGAAUAUUUUCUGCGUGUUUGACUUUGACCCAGACUCAAAGAUAUCAGGUCUUUGCAGUAGAUACCUUAACGACCGUGUUGCAAAUAUGCAUUCUCUCCAGAGCUACAAGGUGUCCGCUGGCACAAACAUCAAAGAAUUCACAAGUAAGCUGGUUUUGUUCGAUCAAGUUAGUUGGAUCUUUUGCAAUGGCCGUACUGACUUCAAAGGAAAUGAAGCUCCAUGUGAUGAAAUGACUUGGAUUAAGACAAAAAUGAUUCAAUUUAAGAAAUCUGUGUCUUUAAUCUGUAAUCGGAUUUUGUCAAAAGGUACAUUCCAGGUCAUAUUUCUAUUAUCAUCACCAGUUGAGAAACCACUCUUGCACACCUUCUAUGAGUUUUUCACAGACAUGGAAGGCCAUGAAGACAUCAUCUGCAUCUGUGAAUCAGAGGAAAACUUCCAUAAGUGGCAAAGCUUUGCAGAGGGUUCAUGUGGGAAAGAAGCUGUAAACAAUUCCAGUGUUGUUGGAAUGAAAAUGAGCCACAUUAAUGCAACUCUGCAACAUAUACAACCU
Messenger RNA from Haplochromis burtoni (Burton's mouthbrooder), 3066 nucleotides. Its product is annotated as sterile alpha motif domain-containing protein 9-like. NCBI's taxonomy places the organism in Eukaryota, Metazoa, Chordata, Actinopteri, Cichliformes, Cichlidae. Gene Ontology annotation, cellular component: cytoplasm. The record is from RefSeq and is a predicted model, not a curated record.